Molecule: messenger RNA, 333 nt
Organism: Ambispora gerdemannii
Lineage: Eukaryota; Fungi; Glomeromycota; Glomeromycetes; Archaeosporales; Ambisporaceae
Source: the annotation of a GenBank genome assembly
AUGUCAACCAACGGUGAUAAUAUUAACAACAACGAUGAUAAACAAACUUUUACAAUGCUUUACUUUGCCUCAGCGCGAGACAUUACAAAAGUAUCUUCUGAAAAAAUUCCAAUUUCGUCCGAUCCCAAUUCCAACUCGGAUUCACUCGAUUCGAAUUCACUUUCGAUCAAUCAACUUACAAACCUUCUACUGACACGGUAUCCAGGACUAAAACCUAUAUUAGAGCAUAGCAUGUAUGCGGUGAAUAUGGUGUACGUAGAGAAAAAUGAGAAUGAAGUGAAGAUUAGACCAGAUGAUGAGGUUGCUAUUAUUCCACCUGUUUCUGGAGGAUAA